Messenger RNA from Cajanus cajan (pigeon pea), 642 nucleotides. Lineage: Eukaryota; Viridiplantae; Streptophyta; Magnoliopsida; Fabales; Fabaceae. The record is from RefSeq and is a predicted model, not a curated record.
CAUGGCUAUGUUUAAAACAAUAUUGUAGAUAAGAGAGGGACUUCAUUAUAAUCCUUAUUUUCCUGGUGGAGCAAUUGCCAUGCCUAAAAUGCUUAAUGAUGGUGCUGUGGAGUAUGAAGAUGGUACCCCUGCUACAGAAGCUCAGAUGGGGAAAGAUGUUGUGUCAUUCUUAUCUUGGGCCGCGGAACCCGAAAUGGAAGAGAGAAAACUGAUGGGAUUUAAAUGGAUAUUUGUACUGUCACUGGCACUACUUCAGGCUGCCUAUUACCGUCGGUUGAAGUGGUCAGUUCUAAAGUCUCGCAAGCUGGUUCUUGAUGUUGUCAACUAGCCGCCUCAAGUUUCAUUUUCACUUAUGCAAAGUUUAUUGUUGGCAAUAAUUUGUCAGAUAGUUAAGUUGUUUCAUCAUUUCAAAUUCGUUAUGCAAAAUUAAUGGUUAAUGGAACAACCGGAAGAGUGUUCUAAUUUUGUUUGAGAUAAAAUUGUACCAUGCACUAGAUGCGUUUACUUUUUCUUAUCCAUCUCGGACCUGUGUAUUGUUGCAUUUUCCGAGAGGUGUUAUACUCUUAAAUUUUAUGGAACUUACCUGUCACCGGGAUUCAUGUUGGUCGUUAUUCAAUAAAAGAAAUCUAGAUUAUAUGCCCA